CGCUGGAGAUGAUGACGUUAUAAAGGGGAUCCUGUCGGAGCCCAAGUUUAAAGAGAUUUGUAAAGAACAGCUUGACCCCAUCACAGAAAAGCUAAAAGUCGAUGAUAUUGCAACGAAAUUGCUGAAUCUUUUCCUGGAGCUGUCAAUAGCUACACCAAUAGAUGAUAAAUAUUUCAUACCAGCUCUCCUUCCAAUGAGAGAUGUUACAGGUAUCAAUCCUUUUAAUGAUCGUGAGCCAUUGCUGUUUUACUUCAAGAAGGCUACCCCGAUGGGCCUUUUCUGCUCUGUUGUUACUCAUCUUCUUUCCAGGCCUUGCUACGAAAUCGCUUCGACAAAAAUUGACAAUUUCUCAAAUUAUAUCAAAAUAAUUCAUGAGGAGUUGUGGUAUCGUGUUGUUCUAGUUGAACAGAUCAAUUGUAUUGAAGUCCAUUGUGAGGAAGAAAGCAUUGAAUGCAGUGUAAAGAAAGAUGUAAGAGAAGCAAUCACUUCUGCAGCUGAAAAACACAAUCUCAGUGAGAGUCAUAGGAAUCCUGAGAUCCGGUUUUAUUGUUCAUGUGAGUGUGGUCCUGCUGGAGGAGGUGUGGCUAAGGGGGAGAAGCAUACGGUAAUAGUUAAUGAGGAACGAUGGAUCUUUAGAUCACUGAAACAGAAGAAAUCUACAAAUGUGAUGAGAAGAUAAAGUGGAAGUCCUGGCUUAGUAAGACUGGAGGGAGGAGCCCAGUGACUCCAUUACCAGUACAGGAAGACAGUUACAUUGCAGAAGAAGAAGAAGAAGAGAAACUAUCAAAGAAAGAUGAAGAUGAAGGAGGAGGAGGAGGAGGAGUUCAACAGAGAAUUAAAAAUUUAGACCCACUCCAACCACAGCAGAAGCAGUUUUCUCCUCAUGUGCUUAAAAAGGACUCAUUGCUAGGGUCUUAUGAUGGACAAAGACACAUGCUUAUUCUGAUAUACACUGUUUUCUUCUUUUUUAUUAUUUAUACCUCCAGUUGUGGACAAGGAAGUUUUAUUGCUCCUCUUCCUGGCAUUAAAGUUAGCAGAAGUACCAAUGUUGUUGUACCUGGUGGUAUAUCAAGUACAUUGUAUUUAGAAGAAUUUGGUCUCGUCAUUGUUUCUCCUCCUGAUGCUCUUCCAGCUGGUUUAUUUUUUGUAAUUAAUGUUCGUUUGAGCGUAGCUGGCCCUUACCUUUAUCCUGAUCCAGAUAAUCACACUAUGGUACCUGCCAGUCCUGUGUAUUGGUUGUCCAGCAGUAAGAAGCUCCUUAACCCUUUACAGUUGGGAAUACGUCAUUAUACUAGUGAAAAGGCAGUUCUUAAAGUUUAUUCAGCUGGAGACAGUCAAAGGGAUGCGUUUUACAUUUUUGAGGAGGUUUCUAAUGUCACUGUCAGUAGAGAUUAUGUCUACUUUUCAGUUGACCACUUCAGUGGUUAUACAUUAAAUAGUACUGAAACUACAUUUUGUGGGACACUGUAUUUUCAGAGAUCUUCUACUAAUUACCAAUGGGACUACAACUAUGUGAUGCAUAAAUGCUCGUCAAGACAUAAUUUUGACAUCGAAAAUUGGAUAGUGGAAAUUAAGAAUCAUGGUAUAAUCUUUGACAAAAAUAGUGAAGAAAUAGAACUUGAUAUAGAUUCCAACCCUUCGAAUGAUUGGGAAGCUGCACAGAAACUUGAUUUGGUUUAUACAAUGGAUGAUUUGUUAAGUGAAAAUGUUACAAGUAAUAUGCAGUUUUCACUGCAGUGGAAAGGAGGCUGGCAUCUACCUCCAGCUACAGAAAAUUUGUAUUUUUCCUUGAAAGGUGCUCUGAGGCCAAAAAGGAUCAAAGUGACAACACAAUCAAUUAGUUACUGGGAACACUAUAAGGAUAUCAUCAUUGUAUUUGUAGUUUUAUUUAUUAUAAUUUUUAUGCUUUUUAUAGCAAAGUAUUACCCAGAUUAUCAUAAAGGAACAAUAGGAAAUUUGUUGUUUCUUUUAAAAGUCGUGUUAUUUGCAUUAGUGAUGUAUUUAUUGUCUCAUUUUGUUCCUGAAAUCGUAAGUAAUCCUUUAAUGGCGCUAUGGACUAAAUUAGUUGGUUCAUCAUGAAAGAAAACAAUAAUACAUGUAUGAUCUUUUUAAAUUUGUUUAUAAUUAUUUA
Messenger RNA from Amphimedon queenslandica, 2131 nucleotides. RefSeq lists its product as uncharacterized. The transcript has 10 exons. NCBI's taxonomy places the organism in Eukaryota, Metazoa, Porifera, Demospongiae, Haplosclerida, Niphatidae. The coding region runs from base 934 to 2079 and encodes 381 amino acids. The record is from RefSeq and is a predicted model, not a curated record.